This is a messenger RNA of Vombatus ursinus (common wombat), 6352 nucleotides long. It is a transcript of the gene CFTR, whose product is annotated as cystic fibrosis transmembrane conductance regulator. The coding region runs from base 394 to 4830 and encodes 1478 amino acids. The transcript has 29 exons. The record is from RefSeq and is a predicted model, not a curated record. NCBI's taxonomy places the organism in Eukaryota, Metazoa, Chordata, Mammalia, Diprotodontia, Vombatidae. Gene Ontology annotation, cellular component: apical plasma membrane; plasma membrane; cytosol. Gene Ontology annotation, biological process: bicarbonate transport; chloride transmembrane transport. Gene Ontology annotation, molecular function: chloride channel activity; ABC-type transporter activity; ATP binding.
UGCCGAGCCUGCACUUCAAAGACGCUUGAUUCUUUUCAGGGUUGGUCGAGUUUUGCUCACAGAAACUAAGAGAAAUCUGACCGAGGACAGAAUGCAUCUAGCCAGACUAAUACUAAUUAGCAAAGGACUUUAGAGAAGAGGAAAAGGAGGAGAAGGAGGAAGAGGAGAAGCUAGAGGAAGCCUUGGGAAACUUAAGUAACCUGUCUUUAGUACCAAGGAAACUGGGCGAGUAAGAGUGCCCUGCAAUUUUUCCCAAGCGACUGAUUAUUUGUCUUAACUUUGCUUCGGAUUGUCCCUGGGAGCUUCGAAGAGAAGGUAGAAGAGGCAGAGAAUGUCCCAAGAUCCUGGACUGGACUGGAGGUGUAAGGGCACCCUGGCAGCCCCCGAGGGACCAUGCAGAGAUCACCCCUGGAAAAGGCAAAUGUCCUCUCGAAACUUUUCUUCAGUUGGACUAGACCAAUUUUGAGGAAAGGUUUCAGACAACGCUUGGAAUUGUCAGACAUUUAUCAAAUUCCCUCCUCUAACUCUGCAGACCAUCUAUCUGAAAAAUUAGAAAGGGAAUGGGACAGAGAGCUGGCAUCAAAGAAAAAACCCAAACUCAUUAAUGCCCUUCGGCGAUGUUUUUUCUGGAGAUUUGUGUUUCAUGGAAUCAUAUUAUAUUUAGGGGAAGUAACCAAAGCAGUGCAGCCUCUUUUACUGGGACGAAUCAUAGCCUCCUAUGAUCCUGACAACAAAGUAGAACGAUCCAUUGCAAUUUAUCUAGGCAUAGGUCUAUGCCUUCUCUUCAUAGUGAGGACAUUGCUUCUACACCCUGCCAUCUUUGGCCUUCAUCACAUAGGAAUGCAGAUGAGAAUAGCCCUGUUUAGUUUGAUUUACAAAAAGACCUUAAAAUUGUCAAGCCGUGUUCUAGAUAAAAUAAGCACUGGACAGCUUAUCAGUCUUCUUUCCAACAAUCUGAACAAGUUUGAUGAGGGGCUGGCACUGGCACAUUUUGUCUGGAUUGUACCUUUACAAGUGGUGCUCCUGAUGGGACUUCUUUGGGAAUUGCUACAAGCCUCAGCGUUUUGUGGACUUGCUUUCCUAAUAGUACUUGCUCUGUUCCAAGCCUGGUUAGGACAGAUGAUGAUGAAGUACAGAGAAAGGAGAGCAGGAAAGAUAAAUGAAAGACUUGUGAUAACUUCAGAAAUGAUUGAAAAUAUACAGUCUGUUAAGGCAUACUGUUGGGAAGAAGCAAUGGAAAAGAUGAUUGAAAAUCUAAGACAAACUGAACUGAAACUGACCCGAAAAACCGCAUAUGUGAGAUACUUCAAUAGCUCAGCCUUCUUCUUCUCAGGUUUCUUUGUUGUAUUUCUAGCUGUGCUUCCUUAUGCUUUGAUCAAAGGAAUUAUUCUGCGAAAAAUAUUUACAACCAUCUCAUUCUGCAUCGUUCUUCGAAUGGCGGUCACUCGGCAGUUUCCCUGGGCUGUGCAAACUUGGUAUGAUUCUCUUGGAGCAAUAAACAAAAUACAGGAUUUCUUACAAAAAGAAGAAUAUAAAACAUUGGAAUAUAACUUGACAACUACAGAUGUUGUGAUGGAAAACAUAACAGCAUUCUGGGAUGAGGGAUUUGGGGAUUUGUUUGUAAAGGCAGAACAGAACAACAGUGAUGGGAAAUUUUCCAAUGGUGACAAUGGCCUCUUCUUCAGCAACUUCUCACUUCUUGGUACUCCCGUCCUUAAAAAUAUAAACUUCAAGAUAGAGAAAGGACAGUUAUUGGCUGUUGCUGGAUCUACUGGGGCAGGCAAGACUUCACUUUUAAUGUUGAUCAUGGGAGAAUUGGAACCCUCAGAGGGCAAAAUUAAGCACAGUGGAAGGAUUUCCUUUUGCUCGCAGUUCUCCUGGAUUAUGCCUGGUACUAUUAAAGAAAACAUUAUUUUUGGUGUUUCUUAUGAUGAAUACCGAUAUAAAAGUGUCAUCAAAGCCUGCCAACUAGAAGAGGAAAUAUCAAAGUUUGCAGAAAAAGACAACACAAUUCUUGGAGAAGGUGGAAUCACUCUGAGUGGAGGUCAACGAGCAAGAAUUUCUUUAGCAAGAGCAAUAUACAAAGAUGCAGAUUUGUACCUUUUAGAUUCUCCAUUUGGCUAUUUAGAUGUGUUAACAGAAAAGGAGAUAUUUGAAAGCUGUGUCUGUAAGCUGAUGGCAAACAAGACCAGGAUAUUGAUCACCUCUAAAAUGGAACAUUUAAAGAAAGCUGACAAGAUAUUAAUUUUACAUGAAGGCAGUUGCUAUUUUUAUGGGACCUUUUCUGAACUUCAAAGUCUGAGGCCUGACUUUAGCUCAAAACUCAUGGGAUUUGAUUCUUUUGACCAGUUCAGCGCAGAAAGAAGAAGCUCAAUCAUAACAGAAACCCUGAGACGUUUCUCCAUAGAAAGUGAUACUGCUGUUUCCUGGAAUGAAGGAAAAAAACAAGCUUUUAAACAAACUGGAGACUUUGGGGAAAGAAGAAAGAAUUCUAUUCUCAGUCCACUGAACUCCACUAGGAAAUUUUCAGUAGUGCAAAAGGGUCAACAGCAAAUUGAAGAAAAUGGUGAUGAGCCAUUAGAAAGGAGAUUGUCUUUGGUGCCUGAUUCUGAGCAGGGAGAGGCCAUUCUGCCUAGGAGUAACAUGAUCAACACUGGUCCAACAUUACACGGACGGAACAGGAGACAGUCGGUAUUGAAUCUGAUGACCCGCCCCUCAGUUCACCAAAGUCAGAACACGUACAAAACAGGAAAUGCUGCUGUCAGGAAGAUGUCCAUGGUCCCUCAGUCUAAGUUAUCUGAAAUAGAUAUCUACUCCCGACGUUUAUCCCGAGAUAGUGGCAUGGACAUAAGUGAUGAAAUUAAUGAAGAAGAUUUAAAGGAGUGGUUUUUUGAUGAUGUAGAAAACAUCCCAGCUGUUACCACAUGGAACACCUACCUCAGAUAUAUUACUGUUCAUAAGAGCUUAGUUUUUGUGCUAAUUUGGUGCCUCGUUAUUUUUCUGGUUGAGGUGGCUGCUUCUUUGGUUGGGUUUUGGAUCUUAAAGGAGACCUCUCUUAAAGAUAAAACAAAUUCAAAUGGGACCAAUAACACCUAUGGAGUCAUUAUCACCGACACCAGCAAAUACUAUUUUUUUUAUAUUUAUGUGGGAGUGGCUGACACACUUUUUGCCCUAGGAAUGUUCAGAGGUUUACCACUGGUGCAUACACUAAUAUCAGUCUCCAAAAUUCUGCAUCACAAAAUGUUAUGCUCCGUUUUGAAAGCACCUAUGUCAACCUUCAGCAAUUUGAAAGCAGGUGGAAUUCUGAACCGUUUCUCCAAAGACAUAGCAAUUCUAGAUGACCUUCUGCCACUUACAAUAUUUGACUUCAUCCAGUUAAUACUGAUUGUGGUCGGAGCUCUCAUUGUAGUGUCAGCCUUACAACCAUAUAUCUUCCUGGCAACUGUGCCUGUGAUAAUAACCUUUAUUAUGCUAAGGGCAUAUUUCCUCCAAACCUCCCAGCAGUUAAAACAACUGGAAUCUGAAGCCAGGACUCCAAUUUUUGCUCAUCUUGUUACAAGCUUAAAGGGCCUGUGGACUUUACGAGCUUUUGGACGCCAACCGUAUUUUGAGACCUUGUUCCAUAAAGCUCUGAAUUUACACACAGCAAACUGGUUCCUAUACAUGUCCACACUCCGCUGGUUUCAAAUGAGAAUAGAAAUGGUUUUUGUCAUCUUCUUCUGUGUUGUAACCUUCAUCUCCAUUUUAACUACAGGUGAUGGAGAAGGACGAGUUGGAAUUCUUCUAACUUUAGCCAUGAAUAUCAUGAGUACCUUGCAGUGGGCUGUAAACUCCAGCAUAGAUGUGGACAGUUUGAUGCGGUCUGUGAGCAGAGUAUUUAAAUUCAUUGAUAUGCCAAGUGAAGAACCCCUUCCUACCAAACCAAAUAAACCGAAGAAAAACCAGCUUUCACAAGUUCUGAUCAUUGAGAAUGAGCACGUAAAGAAAGAGAACAACUGGCCCUCUGGAGGUCAAAUGACUGUCAAAGACCUCACAGCCAAAUAUGGAGAUGGUGGGAAUGCUAUAUUAGAGAACAUUUCCUUCACAAUAAGUUCUGGGCAAAGGGUGGGCCUCUUGGGAAGAACUGGUUCUGGAAAAAGCACCUUGUUAGCAGCUUUUUUAAGAUUAUUGAACACAAAAGGAGACAUACAGAUUGAUGGUGUAUCUUGGGAUUCAGUACCCUUGCAGCAGUGGAGAAAGGCAUUUGGUGUAAUACCACAGAAAGUAUUUAUAUUUUCUGGAACAUUUAGAAAAAACCUGGAUCCUUAUGGACAGUGGAGUGAUCAUGAAUUAUGGAAAGUUGCAGAUGAGGUGGGACUGAAAUCCGUGAUAGAGCAGUUUCCUGGCAAGCUGGAUUUUGUCCUCGUUGAUGCUGGUUGUGUUCUAAGCCAUGGCCACAAACAGUUAAUAUGUUUGGCUCGGUCUGUUCUUAGUAAGGCAAAAAUUUUGCUACUGGAUGAACCAAGUGCUCAUCUGGAUCCCAUAACGUAUCAAAUCAUUCGAAGAGUGCUGAAGAAUGCCUUUGCCGACUGCACUGUAAUCCUCUCUGAACACAGGAUAGAAGCAAUGUUGGAGUGUCAGCGAUUUUUGGUCAUAGAAGAGAACAAAGUGCGACAGUAUGAGUCCAUCCAGAAGCUGGUGACUGAGAAGAGUCUCUACAGGCAGGCCAUCAGUCACUCAGACAGGAUGAAGCUCUUCCCCCACCGGAACUCAAGCAGGCACAAGUCCCGAGCCAAAAUCACUGCCCUGAAGGAAGAAACAGAAGAAGAGGUACAGGAAACCAGGCUUUAGAUAUUCACCACUGCAAAUUCUUGCCAGGCUCACCUCGGCUCUUUGAAUUUUUUGUGAAAAGAGAGCCUUUUUCCUUCUGCCUGGGAAAACUGUCAUGAAUAAUGUUCCAAACUGAGAAAAAUGAAAGAAGGCUCCUCAUGAAACACUGUGUGUGUGUAUGUGUGUCUGUCUGUCUGUCUGUGUCUGUGUGCACGCUUGCGAGCGCAUGACACACAUGCCUGUGCAUGCCUAGGGAUGUGCCUUCUUGGCAAAGUGAAGCAAUGUAAAAGGCCUCAAAGAUCCUUGAAGAGUUACCACUUUUUUUUUUUAGCGACCCAGAUUGCCCUGAGACACCACUUCAUAUUUACUUAUUGUAUAUGUGGGGACCGUGAGCCAGAGCUUUCCAAGAACAGUUUAUUUGCCUUAUAAAAUUUGGUAGGAAAAAUAAAGCUAUUAUGUCUCACUGUAAGGUAAACAAGAUGCAUUUAGGUUCAUAUACCUCCAUUUCCCCCUUUUCUUUAGCAUCAUAAGAAACAGAUUGAUUAUUCUAACUUUUCAAGAAUUCUCUGUGAUAGAGAUGGCCUCUAUAUCACCAUAGUGCAUAAGUCAUAGCAUGUAGGAAUUAGUGAAGGAAGUGAGAUCUGGUUGUCCGGAUGUCAGGGUUAAGAAUGAUUCAAAUAUAGGAAAAUCCAAGUCCACUAAUCUAGAUAGUCUGGACCCUUCUCUCUACAUGGAGAUAGGGGUUGGAAAGGUCCUGUAUGGUAGAGAAACAUUAUGCUAUGUAAACUGAUACACCAGGACUUCUUCUUCAGUAUGCUAGUAGUGUAAAGGUGGAAGGUGUGGAGAGCUGCCCUUGUGUAAGACUGCCUAGUACUAUAGUCCAGGUAAACCAUUGUUCUGGGUGGAGGCAUGAUGAAUACAAUAGGAGACACUGCAGGAAAACAUGAAUUCCAGAGGUGUUGUGUGUGGCAAUGUCUGUAGCUUCAUAGUAUAUAUACAAAGUGACAGAUAGGACAGAAGACACAUUGAAGUAGAAUUAAUAAUGAAUCAGUUUUUAUAUUCUUCCAAUUGCAGUUUUAGAAUGUAAAGGAGUUUUUCCCUAAAAAAUAUUAUUUAUUUUAAUACUGUGUCUUAAUAUAAAGAAAAUUAUGUAUUUUGAGAAUGAUUCUGCACAAAUAGAAAUAUAUUUGUAUAAAAAGAUUUUUAUAUCAGAACUAUAUACUUUUGUGACACUACUUAUUUUUAUUCUACACUUUAUUAAAACUGGAAAAAAAUUGCCAGACCCUAGAGGGAGGUGUAACAAAGGGGCAUUAACUACCUUUUCAGAUGUGUAGGAAAGCAUCAUGCUUAUAUAGAUGUUGCACCUAUUAGUUUUAUUUGAAAUAUCUGAUCCAAAGGGUCAUCUCAACUAACUAUCUUUCAGGUAUAGUCCCAUAGAAGACUAUUGCAAAGUUUGAACAUUUUUCCUAGUGUACACUGUUUUCUGAAAUCAAGGUAGGCCUUGAAGAUUGAAUUUUAUUUAUUGUCAAGAAAGAGUAUAUCA